Molecule: messenger RNA, 1045 nt
Organism: Zea mays
Lineage: Eukaryota; Viridiplantae; Streptophyta; Magnoliopsida; Poales; Poaceae
Exons: 7
Coding region: 61-684 (207 amino acids)
Source: RefSeq, a predicted model, not a curated record
AAGUGGAGGCGGAAACGAAGUAUCUCAGGUUGCGUGGUGCGACAAACCGACAAGCCAACAAUGGCGUCGUCAGCUGCUACGACCGCGAAGCUGAUCGCGCUCCCGCCGGCGCCAACACGCGGCGGCUGCUGCUGCUGGAGGACACGCAGGCCCGCGAUCCCCGCGGCGGCGGCGCGCCUCAAGGUCUCCGCCUCCGCCGCCUCGUCGGACGUGCCGGACUUCCUCUCGUCCAAUUGGCUUGAAACCCGCAAGAGAAAGCCCUUCGGUCCCAGGUUGAAUUUUAGUGCAGAAGAAGCAGUCGAAUACCAGCUUGAGUCCUUAAAGUACAAUGAUCUGCCCCGCCCAGAUUAUGGGAUAGAGUUUGCAGGCUUUGACCCCUUCGAGAGGUCAACUUACUUUGGACGACAGUUUGAUCUAGGACAGUUCGAGCGCUUCCGGCGUCUGUUUCACCACUCAACCUACAGAGUGCUGCUGGGCCACAGAGAGAGAAGAAUAUUGAGCAGUUUAUGGGUUGAAGAGAACCAGUUCAAGCAAAGAGUUUGGAUACAAGGAGCCCGUCCCGAGGAAGAAGAGAUAUUUCAAUUCACAAUGGUUCAGAGGGUCGGAGGAUCAUGGGAUGGUUACUGGCUGACAGAGAGCUUAAUAAACGAUGGAGACGCGUUCUCGGGUGGGAUUGCUUACUGAUGUAGUGAUGAUUGGUGUAAAUCGAUCAGGUGCAGACUAGCAGGUGGCUUGAAAAAGCUGAGAGACAUGUUGGUGUGUAGAAUAUGCCCUGGCUUUCUGGAGAUGUUUGGCACUGUCGGACACGCUAGUAUUGUACAGGAAGACCUCUCACGGCGCCCAUAGCACCAGAUGGCCAAGCAUGCAUAUCUGUGGAAUACUUUUCUGUUGUACGCCUGCUGCUUGCCUGGUUUGGUAAGAGGAAGACGGCGCUGCACAUCUUGCGCCUUCAUCUGCAGCGAGUUACGGCGCGGUUCUUUCUUGAUGUCCUCUCCUUUCUGUGUAAAGUGCUUCGAGUUUUGGCCACUGCCUCUUUUCACUUUUA